GGCCGGGCAGCCCGCGGGAUGCGGCGGGGCCGGCGCGGGCGGGCGGGCCGCGCCGCGGGGCGGGAGGUGCGCUCCGACCGCCGCCGCCGGCCCCGGCAGCCCUGAGCGCCUCCCGUGCGGAAAGUCGGGCAGGUCAAUGAGGAAAUCGAGAACUUGAAAGAAAACGAAAGAAAAAAAGAGCGCGCAGCACCGAGCCCCGCGUGUGUGGAUGAUUUCGGGGCUGAUCAGCAUCACCUAUAGGGAAACUUGGGUGCCGGCCGGGGAUCCGCCGCGCCGCUCCGCUCCGCUCCGCCGGGAUGCGGCCGCUGGCCGUGUGAAGCGCAUCCCGGCGGCGGGCGCUGCCCCGAGCCCUGCCCAGCGCCCCGCACCGACACCGCCUGCCUCGGGCAGCUGCGGCUCCGCGCCCGCAUCUCAAUCCAAACCGACUCCUUUGCAUUUCUGGCGAGGAGAGGGGUGUUUUUCCACAGCAUCAUCUGUUUUGAAGAAAGGAGGGAGGAAAGGGGAGGGUUAAUGCUAAAGAAGUAAAUCUUCUCUGCGAAGGAGAUGCCUUUUGCUCUUUCCAGAUGAUCGUUUCUGAAAAUGUAGCCUCUCCAGCUGACCGCUUCUGAUUUUGACUGCGAAGUGUGUGAAACUGAUCCCUAAGUGCUCCACAAAGCGUAGGAUGUCUGCUUCCGGGAUUAGCAAUAUGGGGCAUCUGUUGUCGCCUCUCCUCUUGAGCCUGGCAGCAGUUUUUUCCAAAGUGACUGAGAGUCGAGGGAUCCUGGAGAGCAUUCAGAGGUUUUCUUUGCUGCCCACCUACCUGCCCGUCACCUAUCGCAUCCACAAUGCAGAUAUUUCCUUCUUUCUCAAGGAAGCCAACCAGGACAUCAUGAGGAACUCCAGCUUGCAGUCCCGGGUGGAAUCCUUUCUGAUCUACAAAUCCAAGAGUCCCCCCGUGUUGAACGCCAGCUAUGGACCCUUUUCCAUUGAACAAGCAGUGCCCCAGGACUUAAUGCUGUCUUCAAAUCCCUUUGGGUCUACGAACAAGUUCUCCUUUGACUGGAAGCUCAAGGCCUUCAUCAUGAGCACCAAGAUCUACCUGAGCAAGCCCAGGGUGCAGGUGCUGUUCUACAUCGUGGGCAGGGACUGGGACGAGUACAGCCCCGCGGAGCGGCUGCCCUGCCUGCGCGUCUUCGCCUUCCGCGAGACGCGCGAGGUGCGCGGCAGCUGCCGGCUCAAGGGGGACCUGGGGCUGUGCGUGGCACAGCUGGAGCUGCUGCCCAGCUGGUUCAGCCCCCCCAGCGUGCUCACGGGCCGCAAGAAGCAGAUGGACAGGUCUGAGGGGAGCCCCGUGGAGCUUUACUACUCCAUCCAAGCAGGAGAUGAGAGAGGGGAGUGCGCCAAGGAGGACGUCAGGAAAAGUAACGGGAUCCGGUCAGGGCGCAAUGACAUCGAUGAGUCGGGACCUCCCCUGCAGAGGAUUGGAAGUGUUUUCCUUUACCAGACACAUGCUGCCCCUUCUUUAACUGAAAUGAGAUUGGAUAGUAAUGUUGUCAUCCAGUAUGCACCAAAGACAGUCAAACAAGGGGACAUUCUGACUUUCCUUGUAUCUGUUGCUAAAAACUCCACAGAAGAUCAGUUCACGCUGAGGGCGAAGGUGAAGAGAGGUGUGAACGUUUUCAGCGUGAGAGCCAGCAGCCCCUACCUGUGGGACAUCAGGGAGAGUGUGGAUUAUACUGGGAAAUCUGCACCAGCUGUUGUGCUUUGCCAGAGGAAAUCUGCUGCUGACAACAGUGCCGAGGGUCCUUCCUCUGAAAUCAUGCAGAUUGAUUUUGAAAUCGAGGACCUGACUGACCUACCUGAGACCCAGCUCAUCACCUGGCAGGUGGAAUAUCCUGGAGACACCACAUCUGACCUGGCCAUCUCCAAGAUCUACGUGAGCCAGAAGGAGCUGGUGGGAGUUCUGCCUUUGGCCAUGGAAGCAGAGAUCCUGAACACAGCUAUUCUCACUGGGAAAACAGUGGCUGUCCCUGUCAAGGUGGUGUCUGUGGAAGAUGAUGGCACUGUGACUGACCUGGUGGAGUCUGUGGAAUGCAGAUCAUCAGAUGAAGAUGUCAUUAAGGUUUCUGACAGAUGUGACUAUGUCUUUGUCAACGGGAAGGAAAUGAAAGGCAAAGUGAAUGUCAUAGUUAAUUUUACUUACCAGCAUCUGAGUGCCCCUUUAGAAAUGACAGUCUGGAUUCCUCGUCUCCCGCUGCAGAUAGAGGUCUCUGACACAGAACUAAAUCAGAUCAAGGGGUGGAGAGUCCCCAUCAUCUCUAAUAAGAGGCCGGCCAGGGACAGCGAUGACGAGGAUGAGGACGAGCGCAGGGGCAGGGGCUGCACCCUGCAGUACCAGCACGCCAUGGUCAGGGUCCUGACACAGUUCGUGGCCGAGCCCCCCGAGCCUGGGGCUCAGCUCAGCUUCCUGCUGGGCUCCGACUGGCAGCUGGACAUCACAGACCUGGUCAGGGACUUCAUGCAGGUGGAGGAGCCCAGGAUCGCCAGGCUGCAGGACGGGCAGGUCCUGGUUGGGCUGGAGCUCGGAAUGACAACCAUCCAGAUACUGUCCCCCCUCUCAGAUGCCAUCUUGGCUGAGAAGACAGUGACAGUGCUGGACGAGAAGGUGACAAUAACUGACCUGGGGGUGCAGCUGGUGACGGGGCUGUCGCUGUCCCUGCAGCUCAGCCCGGGGAGCAACAGGGCCAUCUUCGCUACGGCAGUGGCCCAGGAGCUGCUGCAGUCCCCAAAGCAGGAGGCAGCCAUCAGCUGCUGGAUCCAGUUCAGUGAUGGAUCUGUCAUGCCCCUGGAUAUUUAUGACUCCAAAGACUUCUCCUUGUCAGCCACCUCCCUGGAUGAGAAGGUGGUGUCCAUCCACCAUGACCCCAAGUUCAAGUGGCCUGUGAUUGCCGCUGAGACUGAGGGCCAGGGGACCCUGGUGAAGGUGGAGAUGGUGAUCAGUGAAUCCUGCCAGAAAUCCAAAAGGAAGAGCAUCCUGGCUGUUGGGAGUGGCAGCAUCAAGGUCAAGUUUGGGCAGAGCGACGCCAACCCCAACAUCAGUGAGAGCAAGCACAGGGGCGCCGGCGUCCACCUGGAAAAGCACGGCCAGAAAAGCAGCUGGCAGGAGAGAGGAGGGGAUGGGCAGUACUACAGCUCCUCCAUGGGCCACGAGCUGGGCAGGGCCACCACCACCCACAGGUCCAUUCUGAGCAGGAAAGAGGACAGGGAGAGCCUCCUGGAGGAUGACAGCCAGAACCUGCCCGUAGACUUCACCAGCUUCCCCGCCCAGGUGGACCUGCCGAGGGACAGCGGGGACGCGGAGGAGAACGAGCUGGUGCAGACACCCCGCGGCCUCAGCGACCUGGAGAUCGGGAUGUACGCCCUGCUGGGCGUCUUCUGCCUCGCCAUCCUGGUGUUCCUCAUCAACUGCGUCACGUUCGCUCUCAAGUACAGGAACAAACAAGUUCCCUUUGAGGAGCAGGAGGGCAUGAGCCACUCUCAUGACUGGGUUGGGCUGAGCAACAGGACAGAACUCCUGGAGAACCACAUCAACUUCUCAUCCCAGCAGGAUGAACGCAUCACAGCCAUCGACAGGGGAGUGGACUACGAGGAGAGCAAGUAUCUCCUCAACACAACUGCCACCACCAACAUCAAUGGACAAUCUUUCAGGUCUCCUGAGUCCCCAUUCAGUGAGGGCAAAGAACAGAAAAGUGAACCAACCACUUCUCCUACCUCUAAGAGGAAACGGGUUAAAUUCACCACCUUUACCACCAUCUCCUCUGAUGAUGGGUGUCCAACUGUCAACUCCAUCCUGAUGAGCAAUGAGGAUGACAUCAAAUGGGUCUGCCAGGAUAUGGACCUGGGGGAGUGCAAAGAACUUAAAAACUACAUGGAGAGAUUGCACGAAAAUGCGUAAUGAGACACAAAAGACUUUUUUGCUUUGGUUUGUUUGUUUGUUUGUUUUUCACUCACCUUCUGCCUUUAAUUUUGGGUAGUGGGGCAAAGUGUUGUAUUCUAACAAGAAUCAGCUGGUGGAUAAUAACUCCAUGGAGCCCCAAGAAGCCACCCAAAAGCAGCUGGGAGAGCAGAGAUCCUGGACAGCUCUUAAAAUUCAAGUCUUCUCUGUGCUCAGAGAUGGAAGUGAGAGAUGUGUGUGGUUUUUUGAUACACAGUAACAUGAAAAAAAAAAAAUGUAGAAAAAUAAUACGGUCUCAUUCUCUGUGCUUUCCCAGGAAAUCAAUAAAUAUAACAAACUCCAGUGCAGUUUGGAUAUUACAAAGCUCACACAGCUCUACUGUUCCAUAUUGCAAGCUUUGGUUAAAAAAUUGCUCUCAGAAUAAAUAGAUCCAUGCAAAGAGCCGCGUGCAGAGAAUAUCCAUCCAGGAACAUUCAUUUAAAGCUGACAAAAACCAACAGCGUGAAGGAAGCAGCUCCCAGAGCUGAGGAGUCGUGGGUUUCCAAAGAGUCUGGAGGGGAUAAAGGCGUAACUGGGCUGUUUACAAACCAGCAUGUUUGCCUCCCAAGCACUGACAAUGGAUACACAGAUACAGUUCAAACUGAAACUCUCUUUUUAAGUAGAUGCCAAGGUAAUAAACUUUGCCAGCCAAUUUUCGGUAUUUCUUAAUUUGUAAAAUAGGAGAAGAUAUAAUCUAUACUCAGAAUAUCACUCAUAUUAAUGAAGGUCUGUUUUGGAAAGUUUGAGAGAAUGAGCUAUUUUUAAAAGCCCACUUUAUCUGAUUGUCCUGUUUUGAAUUUGUAUUCCCAACCCUUUCCCUGGAGCUCCCCAUCUGGUAUCCUGAGGGCACUUCCCAGAUCAGUCAGCCUUGGAAGC
Poecile atricapillus (Black-capped chickadee) is the source of this 4849-nucleotide messenger RNA. It is a transcript of the gene TMEM132D, whose product is annotated as transmembrane protein 132D. The transcript is spliced from 9 exons. Lineage: Eukaryota; Metazoa; Chordata; Aves; Passeriformes; Paridae. Bases 662 to 3934 code for a protein of 1090 amino acids. The record is from RefSeq and is a predicted model, not a curated record.